CAGUCUCAUUGCAAAGGGUGGGCUUAGCUCAGUUUAUAUAUAUUAAGCUAACUUUUACUCGAAACAGCUUCAGAAUCCACGACACCCUUGUUAUCUCAAGAGUGUGCACGAGUUUAAAAAAAAAAAAGAUGAAGACUAAACCGCUAGCAUCUUUGUUUGGACUUCUAUGUUUGAGCGUGUUUUCGCCGUUACACUGUGAACCAAAGGGACCAAUUCCUGAAGGAAAGCUCCUCGUAUUAACUGUAGCUACAAAAGAAACAGAUGGAUUUAAGCGGUUCAUGAGCUCUGCACGCCACUUUAAUUACACAAUUAAGGUUCUUGGGAGGGGUGAGAAAUGGACCGGUGGGGACUACAUGUCUGCACCAGGAGGAGGACAGAAGGUGCGACUUUUGAAAUCUGCCAUGGACAGCAUAAAGGAAGGGGACAAAAUCAUCCUGUUUGUAGACAGCUAUGAUGUGAUCUUCUCCUCGGGCCCAAAAGAACUCCUGAAGAAGUUCCAGCAGGCCAAGCACAAAGUGGUCUUCUCUGCCGAGACCCUCAUCUGGCCGGACCGCCAUCUGGAGGACAAGCACCCACAUGUCAGAGAGGGGAAGAGAUUUCUCGGAGCAGGAGGCUUCAUCGGCUAUGCCCAAAACCUUAAAAAGAUGGUCUCCGAUUGGUCAGGGAAAGAUGACGACAGUGACCAGCUCUUUUAUACCAAGAUAUACAUCAACCCUGAGAAGCGGAAAUCCAUAAAUAUAACUCUCGACAGCAAGUGCAGAAUGUUCCAGAACCUGCACAGCGCUCUAGAUGAAGUGGUACUAAAGUUCGAGAACGGAAGGGUGCGGGCCAGAAAUAUGCUCUAUGACACCCUACCUGUUAUUGUCCAUGGAAAUGGGCCUACAAAGCUUCAGAUAAAUUACCUCGGCAACUACAUCCCAAAAGUGUGGACCUUCGAGACCGGCUGUACAGUUUGCCGUGAGGACUUGCGGCCUCUCACAGGACUCAAGGAGAGUGAAUAUCCAGGAGUGGUCAUCGGCAUCUUUAUUCAGCAGCCAACUCCCUUCGUAACGGUCUUCUUUGAGCGCCUUCUCCGCCUCCAGUACCCCAAAAAUCGCCUUAAACUCUUCAUUUACAACCAGGAGCCUCAUCAUGACCAGCAUGUCCACGCUUUUCUACAGAAUCAUGAGGCGGAGUAUCAGGCUGUGAAGCUGAUUGGGCCCGAUGAGGGUGUUGACCAUGUUACGUCACACAAUAUAGGCUUUGAUAUGUGUCGAGACGACACUGACUGCGAUUACUUCUUUAAUUUGGAUGCAGAUGUGGUUUUGAAAAACGAAGACACGCUUAAGAUACUAAUUGAGUUAAACAAGCCAUUCAUAACACCGAUGAUGAGCAAGCCUGGCCGCCUGUGGUCUAAUUUCUGGGGAGCUCUUAGUGCUGACGGCUACUAUGCCAGGGCUGAGGAUUAUGUGGAUAUCGUUCAGGGACGCAGAGUGGGUAUCUGGAACGUUCCAUAUGUGUCUCAGGUGUACCUGCUGAGAGCGGACAUUCUAAGGAAUGAACUGAAGGCUCCUGAUCUCUACCAGUCAGCGACCCUUGACCCAGAUAUGGCCUUCUGCGCCAGAGUGCGGGACCAGGGAGUCUUCAUGUUUGUAACAAAUAUGCAUACGUUUGGCCGAAUCCUGAAUGCAGAAAACUACAAGACGGAUCACCUUCAUAACGAUCUCUGGCAGAUCUUUGAAAACCCUGUGGACUGGGAAGAGCGAUACAUUCAUCCAAAUUACUCCAGAAUUCUGAAAGACAACAUAGUGGAAAAUCCGUGCCCUGAUGUAUACUGGUUUCCUAUUUUUACCCAAGUGGCCUGUGAGCAUCUUGUUGAAGAAAUGGAGAAUUUCGGCCAGUGGUCAGGAGGUGGCAAUGUGGACACUAGGAUCCAGGGUGGCUACGAGAACGUCCCCACUAUUGAUAUUCACAUGAACCAGGUCAACUUUGACAAAGAGUGGCAAAAGUUCCUCUUGGAAUAUGUUGCACCAGUGACCGAGAAAAUGUUUCCUGGGUAUUACACAAAGGCUCAGUUUGACUUGGCGUUUGUAGUUAGGUAUAAACCUGAUGAACAGCCCUCGUUAAGGCCUCAUCAUGACGCCUCCACUUUUACUGUAAAUAUUGCCCUCAAUCAGGUGGGGAUUGACUUUCAGGGCGGUGGCUGCCGGUUCAUCAGGUACGACUGCUCCGUACAGGCUCCGAGGAAAGGUUGGGCCCUUAUGCACCCGGGCCGUUUAACACACUACCACGAAGGCCUGCCCACCACGGCGGGUGUCCGAUACAUCGCUGUCUCAUUUGUGGACCCUUAAGUGUAAAAUUUUAAAGGUGUUGUAACCAUGUUACAGUCACUUUGUUUAGUCCAAGAAGUCCAGUGUGAGAGUUGAGACAGAACUGUCAGAGACAAUCAAUAUAACAGUGCGUUGAAAAAAUAAUAAUUAAAACUGUGUCUUUCUUUGCCUUGAAAAUGUUAUAAUGUACUAACACAUCUGGAAUUGAAAGGCCAACCUUUGAACGCUGUGUACAUUGAAUGCAGAUGAGGCCUGUACUCCUUUUAUUUGUUUUUAUUUAUUGAUCAAAUUUAAAAGCAGUCACAUCAUUCAUCUGGUAUGUUGUUUGUUAUUAGUGAGUUUGCCUUGGAUAACCAAAUUAUACACCCGUUUUUCUACUUGAUAACAUUUCCCAGGCAAACGGUGCUACUGUUUAGAGAGAAGAUAAUGUAUAUUUUGUUUUUCACUGCCUUUUUUAAAUUGUCUUUGCCAUUUAGUUGUUUUUUAUUGACACUCCAAUAAAAGUGACUGUUUUCUUUA
Molecule: messenger RNA, 2828 nt
Organism: Ictalurus furcatus (blue catfish)
Lineage: Eukaryota; Metazoa; Chordata; Actinopteri; Siluriformes; Ictaluridae
Gene: plod1a
Product: procollagen-lysine, 2-oxoglutarate 5-dioxygenase 1a
Exons: 19
Coding region: 129-2330 (733 amino acids)
Biological process (GO): peptidyl-lysine hydroxylation
Cellular component (GO): endoplasmic reticulum
Molecular function (GO): L-ascorbic acid binding; procollagen-lysine 5-dioxygenase activity; iron ion binding
Source: RefSeq, a predicted model, not a curated record